AUGGAUGUGACCGUGGGUGCGAUGCUCAAGACGAUCCAGUGCUUGAAGCAGGCGCCGUCCACGGACGAGCUGCGGCGCGAAGAAAAUAACUACGAUGCCCGUGCAAAAGCCACCGACGAGGAGCGUCUGAAGCUGCGCUUCAAGACCAUGCGCAUGAACAAGGUGUUUGUGACUUAUGAACUCGUCGCGGCCGCCGUCUCGUGCGAGUGUCUCGCGCUCGUCGAGUCGUGCGGGCGGUCCAAUCAGUGCGGGAUCAUACCCACGGACGACGAAAUCGCUGCGCCAGUGCCUCAAACUCCAGCCGUCGCGCGGAAGCAGAGUCUUCGAGACUUUGAAGUCAUUAGCCAAGAGGCAGGCGACAAGGUCAUCUUCCGCGCACUCGGAGAAAAGCGAAACCAUGACGUGGAAGAUGCGAGCACGCUGGAGCUCACAAGGUGGGACCGCGACGAGUGGUAG
Molecule: messenger RNA, 456 nt
Organism: Saprolegnia parasitica CBS 223.65
Lineage: Eukaryota; Oomycota; Saprolegniomycetes; Saprolegniales; Saprolegniaceae
Exons: 2
Coding region: 1-456 (151 amino acids)
Source: RefSeq, a predicted model, not a curated record